AUGGAAGACGCAGCCAAGACGUUGUGGUCGCUCAACCGCGCCGACGGCAACCACAUCGUUCCUGGCAAGCAAAUCCCCGACGGUCUCGUACAAGUGCUCCACGCCACCAAAGAAAAUAGCCAGCGCGUGAGCUACGCACGCGAAGAAUUCAUGGAAGCGUUUGGUCCGUCGGUCGAACACGUGCUGCAUCUCCGCGUGAUGGAGAAAGACCGCAUCUUGAUCAUGGCCCGCACGAUCGCCCAAGACGCAGCGUUUGCCCCGCGCGUGGUCCGCCAGUCGUGCCGCGAAUGGAACGAAAUUCGAGAUAUUGGCAAUGGCCAGAGCCUUGUGCGCUCGGUUGUGUUUGCCGAGCCCGCGGCGGCGUACGAGACGAUGACCGAGUACGUGCUUGAUCUAUUCCCGCAUGAGUAUGAGCGCGCGCUUGCGAUGCGCAAGGACGAUAUGGUCGUCGGGUCCCUCGAGUGGGAAAACUAUCUCCAUCGGUUCAUGCUCACGCUCGGCGUUGCUUGCUCGCGCCACUACUUUGCUUUUUUCAACAAAAUACUUGGCGAUGUACAGGACCGACCGCACAUGUACUCGUUUUAA
Saprolegnia parasitica CBS 223.65 is the source of this 585-nucleotide messenger RNA. RefSeq lists its product as hypothetical. The coding region runs from base 1 to 585 and encodes 194 amino acids. The record is from RefSeq and is a predicted model, not a curated record. The transcript has 2 exons. Lineage: Eukaryota; Oomycota; Saprolegniomycetes; Saprolegniales; Saprolegniaceae.